Molecule: messenger RNA, 555 nt
Organism: Oikopleura dioica
Lineage: Eukaryota; Metazoa; Chordata; Appendicularia; Copelata; Oikopleuridae
Source: the annotation of a GenBank genome assembly
AUGAAGCUCAGUUUUGCUUUUGUUGCCCUCUCCUUCGCCCAAGACGACUCCAGUUUCUACACAUCUACUGUUGCAGCGACUGAACGACCAGAUCGGCCACAGUGGUAUCCUUAUGAAAGCGAAGCAGAAAAACAAGCAGCCGAAGCCGCCGCCCAAGCCGCUGAUAUCGCCCGACGAGCCGACGAAGCUGCCCGCCACGCCGCCGAGAUGCAAGCUCACCAGGAGGCUAUGGCCGCUCACGACGCUCGAAUGGCCUACGAACAAGAACAACGAGAAGCUGCUGCCGUAGCUGCCGCUGAAGCCCUUGCCGAAGAGAUCGCAUACAACAUGACGCGACAAGAAGAAGCUGAUGAAGCGCAGCGAGCGGCAGAAGCUGAGCAACGAGCUGCCGAAGCUGCCGAACGAGCUGCUGAACGAGCUUCUCAUCGAGCCUGGCAACGAGAGCACGAGGCUGCUAUGAGUGAGCAUGAGUCCAGAAUGGCUGCCGCUCAAGCUGAUGCUGCUGCUGAUUCAUCUGCUUCAGACUCUUCAUCCUCCACUACCGACGAAUACUAA